AUGGCCGACGGCUGCAAAGUUGGAGCUUGCUUCGGACUUGUUUUUUUCGUCGCCAUUAAGCAGAAAAAGGGGAACUCACCAAGAUUCAAACCGUUCUCUCUCAGUUUUCAAAUUCUGACAUUUACCGUGCAGAUCGGGGCAAAAGGCGAGAGCUUAGCGAGAGACGUCCGCUCAGUCCGCCAUCCCAGCCGGAACCUCACGGCCGAGAGGAGGUGUGUGUGGAAGAGUGAGACCCGGGGGGUAUUCCAGGAAGCAGGUUAUGCUAGCUCCCACGUGGUCUGCUCUCCAUCGACGGUACAGCUGGGUCGGGACGUGGUUCUGUCAUGUCGAGGAGAACCUCAAUCUGACUUGACGGCUGAGACCUUGGAAUGGAAAUGUGGCACAGCCUUUGUUCACGUGUAUCGGAGUGGGGGGGACAACUUUGAUGAUCAAGACCUGAGGUUCAAGAACAGGACCAUCCUCAACCACCAGAACCUGAAGGAUGGAAACGUUUCCCUCACACUGACCAAGGUCACCAAGGAGGAUGAAGGAAACUACACCUUCUGUCUUCUUAAGCAGAAGCCGUUAAAAUGUUCUAAUGUCACCCUGACAGUUGUUCCACAGAUGAACAAUGAGACACACAACCAAACAGGAUCUGCUCAGAGCUCUGAUGUCAUCGCUGCCAUUGGUGUUCUUGGAGGUGUUCUUCUUCUUGGUGUUGGGGGGAUCCUGGGUUUUAGAUAUUGUAGGAGAAACAGAGACAGAACUGAUCCCCAACCAGAUUCUGCUUCCAUCGCUCUGAGGAUCAUGGAGGAGGGGGAGUCUUCCCAGCCACCGUUGGAUGAAGGGGGGGCUGACCCUGAACAGUUCUCCAGUCCUUUCAUAGAUGAUCAUCUGAAUCAAAGUCAUGAUGGAGAUGUUCCAGAUCACUACAGUGAAGGAGGAGCAGAAGCAGCAGCAGCUGGAAAUAGAAAUUUUAACUGUGAUGGAGCGACUGACCUCUGACCUUUUGUAUAAGAUUCUGCACUGAUUUGUACCAUAAUAACUUAUUGGAAUGAAAGAUUUGCCAUAAAUUAUAAGAAAUGUUUUUGGAUGUUAUGGAUUAUGAGUUCAGAAAAGAAUAAAUAAAUAUUGGUUAUAUUUUCAACAAUGAA
This is a messenger RNA of Oryzias latipes (Japanese medaka), 1133 nucleotides long. Lineage: Eukaryota; Metazoa; Chordata; Actinopteri; Beloniformes; Adrianichthyidae. The record is from RefSeq and is a predicted model, not a curated record.